AUGUGGCCAUCAACAAGUACGGAAAAAUUACCGGAAUAUGUCGUUGUGGCAUAUCCGGGAGUGGUGAGAAAUGCGGAGAAGGCGAUUGAAACUUUGGGUGGUGCUCAAACUCUUAGCAUGAACCAUUUUGCUGGUCGUCCAAUCGAACUGCGACAUCAUCCGAAAAAUCUCUAUGCAAAUGCUUUGGUAUCAGAGCGAGGAUCCGCCGAAAAAUCUUUCGGUGGCACCGGAACAGUAUUGUGUGUUGCGACUGUACGUGUCAAAAAGUCUGAUCCAAACUGUGUGCAAGCAAAAAUAAUUGGAAUGGUUUCAACAGUGUAUACGUUCAAAUCCAUGUGUGAUUUCCAUUACUUACCAAUUCGUCGAAGUGAAACAUUUAAGGAAUGUUUUGAAAAUUUAGUACCGAGAUUGGUACCAUUAGAUCUUCCGAGCGCUCUGUCAUGGUGGAACCAACCUGAAAGUGAACCUCGUACACCGUUACAUCUUCCUCCUUAUCAGUUCUCAAGGUACUCAGUACCAUCGUCCAAGCUAUUAUGCAAGGAAACUGAUUUCUCACCGGAAAAAGUGAAACGAAAAAGCGCUGGGCACGGACAAAGUUUACGAUCAGAAAGGAAAGCAUUAUCUGUAACAGUGCAUUCAACCGCUGAAUUUCCGAAACAGCCUACUGAAGAGGCAGUCAAUGAUGCAAACAUUAGAUGUAAAAACGACGAGCCUCAUCGUUUGCUACAGGAAUUGUUCGAAGAGCGACCAAUGUGGACCAGAGUGGGCAUUCUUAAGAAAACAGGGCUGGAUGAUGGUUUAAUAAAAACACUGCUACAAAAAUUUGCAUUUUACAUUUUAAAUGGACCAUGGGGACGUUUGUGGUGUCGUUUCGGUUAUGAUCCAAGAACUGACCCAAAUGCAAAACAGUACCAGUCAGUUAUGGUGACGUUUCGACAACACGCCAAAAUACCUGAAAGGCAGCGUUUGAAGAUUGUAACUAAAAAUAGUGAACGAUCAGGUCACGUUUCGGUUACAAGUGCUUCAUCGUUAGCACCAGCGAUCCCGUCUAUAUACGGUUCUCUUGCAGAUGAGCAUAUCGAUUUUACAUAUACACCUGGAGAACUUCCUCGUGUGCGACAAAUGUGGUAUUGCAUAUGUGAUGUAAAGCUUCCAGUUGCUGAAGAAAUUGUACGAAAGGAAUUUUUUGCACACAGUGAAAAAGCUGAUCCGCAGAACGGAUGGCUGCCGCCGAAAGCCGUUGACCGGAUUCGUGACGCUAUCAAAGAAGAUGUUAGAAAACUGAGCAAUCAAAUCGAAGAAGAGGAGGGGAUCCCAGAUGAAAUCGAAGAGGACUGGUGA
This is a messenger RNA of Cercopithifilaria johnstoni, 1341 nucleotides long. The record is from the annotation of a GenBank genome assembly. NCBI's taxonomy places the organism in Eukaryota, Metazoa, Nematoda, Chromadorea, Rhabditida, Onchocercidae.